Messenger RNA from Penicillium paradoxum, 792 nucleotides. It is a transcript of the gene hmgX, whose product is annotated as protein hmgX. The transcript has a single exon. The coding region runs from base 1 to 792 and encodes 263 amino acids. NCBI's taxonomy places the organism in Eukaryota, Fungi, Ascomycota, Eurotiomycetes, Eurotiales, Aspergillaceae. Gene Ontology annotation, biological process: cilium assembly. The record is from RefSeq and is a predicted model, not a curated record.
AUGACAUCGAUCACAAGUGCCCGCCCAUCAUUAACAUCUAAUGAUUCGGCUGUGCUACAAGCUCUAUUCGAUGCUGAAUCCUCUCCCUCAUCUGGAAUUACCAUCGACCCCUCACUCGCCUCAUGGCCAUCAUCUCUGAACAUAUCCGAGGCAGAUCUGGUAUCCCUCAAACAACGCGAAACAGACAUCAUCCGCGAAUUGCAACCAGAUAAAUCACCAAAUGAAGAGAUACUCAAGUCAGCACUGAACAACUUCGACAUCCUCCUCAGUGAACAUCCAACAUACCCCUCCGCAUAUACAAACCGAGCACAGACACUCCGCCUGCUAGUCGAUCUGAUCUACAACAAAGAAGCGGAUAAUGCUCCAAGUACCGACACCGAACUAGCCGAUGCUGCCCUCUUCGCCCCCCAAACCUCCCAGCUUUGCUCCCGCAUUUUCUCAGACCUCGGCCAAGCUAUCACGCUGGCUACACCCGCCUCUCCUGCUGAUCCAGUAUCAACAAGCCAAGCACGGCUAUUAGCCGAUGCGCACACGCAUCGGGGGUAUUUGCUUCUCAAAGCGGCUCGCGUAAAGAAGGGGCUUGGCAAUGAUGACGAGGCGGGCCCAGAGCGUUUGCGGAGUCUUUCCGCUGAUCAGCUCGAGGAGAUGGCUAGUCGGGAUUUCUUUUUUGGGGGUCGCUACGGAAAUAAGGUCGCGCAGCAGCUUGCUGUACAGACGAAUCCUUACGCGAAGAUGUGUGGGGCUAUUGUGAAGGAGGCUAUGAAGAAGGAGCUUGAGGGGUCGAGAUCAUAA